Aspergillus chevalieri is the source of this 930-nucleotide messenger RNA. Its product is annotated as RNA-binding protein. The transcript has 4 exons. The coding region runs from base 1 to 930 and encodes 309 amino acids. The record is from RefSeq and is a predicted model, not a curated record. Gene Ontology annotation, molecular function: RNA binding. Lineage: Eukaryota; Fungi; Ascomycota; Eurotiomycetes; Eurotiales; Aspergillaceae.
AUGGUUGACGCUCCUGAAAGCCCGCAGCCGCAGCAACAAACUCCUGGAAGGUCUCCCUUCCAAAAUGGCGUUAGAACGAACGGUCGUGCUUUCAACUCCCCUAACUGGCGUAUGAAGGGAGAAGAAAGCCCCAGCUUGGAGGGUCAGGGUUCUCCUAAGCCCAGGACAAACACCUCCAGACUGGCUUUCAGCAGACCAAGCCCACAUGUCCCCCAUGCUAUUUCCGAGGGCCGACGUCUCUAUGUCGGCAAUAUGCCCUAUACUGCCAAGUCUGAGGAUGUGGAAGCCCUGUUUACGGCGGCGAAAUUUUCCAUCGAGCGUAUCGACAUUGCGAUCGAUCCUUUCACGGGCCGCAACCCCUCCUACUGCUUCGUCGACCUGCCGACAAAGGAGCUCGCUGAUCGGGCAAUGGGCCAAUUGGACGGCCAUGACAUGCUUGGUCGGCCUGUCAAGAUCAAGCCCGGUGUGGUGAAGUCUCAGCAACAGCGCAUGGACGGAGAGAAGAGCUCGCCAUUUUCGAUCGAUCGCUGGAGGAAGAAUGAAACUCCCACUUUCGCCAAGGUGAACAGUGACUCCAGCCGUCGUCUGUAUGUCGGUGGUCUCCCCAAAUUGACCGACCACGAAGCUCUCAGCAUCAACAUCAACAAUUUCUUCAAGGAUUUCGAGGUUGAGAACGUUAGCAAGCUGUUUACUCCUCACCCCUCCAAGCGAUUUGAACCCGGUGACCACUACUAUCUCUUUGUCGACUUCAGCAGCAUUCAAGAGGCCCAGGACGCCAUGAACACUAUGAAUGGCAAGGAGGGUCCUUGGGGCGCCAACCUUAGGGUCCAACGGGCCCGGGGAGAGACAUGGAGGGACGACAGAAGCAAAAUGCCAUCUACCCAGACGACUGAGAUCCCUGCAACCGACGAAGUUCCCGUUGGGGUAUAG